Molecule: messenger RNA, 1951 nt
Organism: Lingula anatina
Lineage: Eukaryota; Metazoa; Brachiopoda; Lingulata; Lingulida; Lingulidae
Biological process (GO): regulation of transcription by RNA polymerase II
Cellular component (GO): chromatin; transcription regulator complex; PcG protein complex
Molecular function (GO): DNA-binding transcription factor activity, RNA polymerase II-specific; RNA polymerase II cis-regulatory region sequence-specific DNA binding
Source: RefSeq, a predicted model, not a curated record
UACAACUUUAUGCAUUGCUCAGUACAAAAACUGGGUGCAUUGGUAAUGUUAACAACAAGUUCAUACAGAAUCCAAAUGGAUAUUCUUAUGGUGAGAGUUGAAUUGUGAAUUCAAUUUCAGUAUUGGAAAGGACAUAUCAAGCCUCAAUAAGUCCUAGCACCUUAUCCAAGUGACCACCAGUUAAGUUCUUACAGCAUUCAGUAAAAAUGUGCACAGGAGAGAGACCUUACAAGUGUAGAUUCUGUGACAAGACUUUUACUCAAAAAGGCAAAUGCACUGUGCAUGAAAGAAUUCAUACCGGAGAGAAACCUUACAUGUGUAGAUUAUGUGGCAAAACUUUUAAAUGCAAAACUUCUUGCAUAGAGCAUGAAAGAAUUCACACAGGAGAGAGACCUUUUAAGUGUAGAUUCUGCGACAAAAUUUUUAUUCAAAAAGGCCAUUGCACUGUGCAUGAAAGAAUUCAUACUGGAGAUAAACCUUACAAGUGUAGAUUCUGUGACAAAACUUUUACAGACAAAACUUCUUACAUAUAUCAUGAGAGAAUUCACACAGGAGAGAAACCUUUUAAGUGUAGAUUCUGUGACAAAACUUUUACUAAAAAAGGCCAUUGCACUGUGCAUGAAAGAAUUCAUACCAGAGAGACACCUUACAUGUGUAGAUUCUGUGACAAAACUUUUAAAGACAAAAAAUCUUGCCUUUCUCAUGAAAGAAUUCACACAGGAGAGAGACCUUACAAGUGCAGAUUCUGUGACAAAACUUAUAAAGACAAAACUUCUUGCAUAUAUCAUGAAAGAAUUCACACAGGAGAGAGAAAUUACAAGUGUAGAUUCUGUGACAAAACUUUUAUUCAAAAAGGCCACUGCACUGAGCAUGAAAGAAUUCAUACCGGAGACAAACCUUACAAGUGUAGAUUCUGUGACAAAACUUUUAAAGCGAAAAAAACUUGCACACAACAUGAGAGAAUUCACACAGGAGAGAAACCUUACAAGUGUAGAUUCUGUGAUAAAACUUUCACUCAAAAAGGCCAUUGCACUGUGCAUGAAAGAAUUCAUACUGAAGACAAACCUUACAAGUGUAAAGUCUGUGACAAAACUUUUAAUAACAAAAUAACUUGCACACAUCAUGAGAGAAUUCACACAGGAGAGAGACCUUACAAGUGUAAAUUCUGUGACUUAACUUUUACUCAAAAAGGCCAUUGCACUGUGCAUGAAAGAAUUCAUACUGGAGAAAAACCUUACACGUGUAGAUUUUGUGACAAAACUUUUAAAGACAAUAAAUCUUGCAUAUAUCAUGAGAGAAUUCACACAGGAGAGAAACCUUACAAGUGCAGAUUCUGUGACAAAACUUAUAAAGACAAAACUUCUUGCAUAGAGCAUGAAAGAAUUCACACAGUAGAGAAACCUUACAAGUGUAGAUUCUGUGGCAAAAAUUUUAAAGAUAAAAAUACUUGCAUAUAUCAUGAGAGAAUUCACACAGGAGAGAGACCUUACAAGUGUAGAUUCUGUGACAAAACUUUCACUCAAAAAGGCCAUUGCACUGUACAUGAAAGAAUUCACACAGGAGAGAAACCUUACAAGUGCAGAUCCUGUGACAAAACUUAUAAAGACAAAACUUCUUGCAUAUAUCAUGAGAGAAUUCACACAGGAGAGAAACCUAACAAGUGUUGAUUCUGUGAGGAAACUUUUAUGUACACAAAAAAUUCUUGCAAACUUCAUGAAAAAAAAUCACACUGGAGACAAACCUUUCAAGUGUAGGUUUUUGUGAAAACUCUUACUCGAGAAGGGAAUUGCCCUUACCAUGACAGAAUUUACACUGGUGACAAAACUUUAACAAAAGGAUUUUGCACAGUCCAUGAAACCAUUCAUACUAAAGAAAAGCAUGAUACAUGCAAGUUCUGUGGCAAAAAGUUCAUAACAAAAUUAGCCUGCACUAGCCCUAAAAUAAUGCAAAU